CAAAACUCUUAAUCUCUCUAUCUCUGUAUCUCCAUUGCACUGCUCUGCUUUUAUGGCUUUAGAUCAAAGCACGAAUCCACCUAUCAUGGAGUCAAAGACAAGACAUCCUCUUCACCAGAUCGCUGACACGCCAACACACAAGCUUCUCCUGAAACAAUGGCUCAAAGAAGAAGAGCUCAUACUCAGCCGCGUCUCUCACAAAGAAUCACAGAUCGAUUCCGUUCGACGAGAGAUCACUCAGCUCUACAUCUUCUUCUUCCUAUUCCACUCCAUUUCUCUGCUACUCCUCUUCCACGCUUCUUCUUCUUCUUCGUCUGCUAAUGCUGCUUCCUCCGCCUGUAAGAGAUCAUGGAUCCCUUCUCUUUGCGCUCUCCUGUCUUCGUUAGGGAUCAUUUGGGCCGUACGGUACAAAUCGGAAGUGGAAUCGCAUCUUGAGAAGUUAUUGGAGAGGGAGAAAGAAGACGCGAAGCUGUUGCGGAAAUGCGUUGAAGAGUUGAAGAAGAAAGGGGUCGAAUUUGAUUUGCUCAAGGAAGUGGACGCUCUUCGCAGAGCAAAGAGCUUGAGAGUUGAGUCCAAGGCUGCAGUGAGGAAAUGGUCUGCGAGGGAUUUCGUGACGCUCUUCUUCUUCUCUGUUUCGUGUUUGGUUCUCGCUAUGAUUAGGCUUAUUCUCUGCGAUUAGAUUGUUUAUCUUGCUUUCCCUUUUCUUUGUUAUACUUUUGCUUAUGAUUCAGCAGAAUUCUCUUGUUUCUGCAAUUGUAGUUUUUCGUUUUUUUUUACGUUUCUCUUGAGAUAAUAAAGAAGAAAACACAUGUUUGAUC
This is a messenger RNA of Eutrema salsugineum, 818 nucleotides long. RefSeq lists its product as uncharacterized. The transcript has a single exon. The record is from RefSeq and is a predicted model, not a curated record. NCBI's taxonomy places the organism in Eukaryota, Viridiplantae, Streptophyta, Magnoliopsida, Brassicales, Brassicaceae. The coding region runs from base 53 to 679 and encodes 208 amino acids.